UCUGUACGUCUUUACGAUCUCUGGUCUUGCCUCUCUGUGUAUCUAACUCUCAAAAUGCCUUUGGCACCUCCUUCCUCCGCUAUUCACGUAAAAAAUGCCACGCCUGGAUUCCUCUCAACCCCUGGACGGACACCAAGCUCUGUGACAAUUCACCCUGUUGCCCUUUUCUCCAUCCUCGAUCAUUACCUUCGCCGCACCGAUGAACAAGACAGAGUUAUCGGAACUUUGCUUGGAACGCGUUCGGAUACUGGAGAGAUCGACGUGCGGUCGUCGUUUGCUGUGCUUCACAGCGAGACGGCAGAGCAAGUCGCGGUCGAUAUGGAAUACCAUCAGACUAUGUAUGAACUACACCAUAAGGUGAACCCAAAGGAGGUCAUUGUUGGAUGGUAUUCAACAGGAUCUAACCUCAAUACCUACUCCGCGCUUAUCCAAAAUUUCUACUCGCAAGAAACUGCACCACACCAAGCAAUCCACAUUGCGGUCAACACAGGAGUUGAGGAUGGCGAGCAGGCUGGUGUCAAGGCAUACGUUGGUUCCCCCGUUGGUGUCUCGCCAAAACCUGAGAACGCAGUCUUUGUUCCUAUACCUUGUGAAUUGCGCUUCAAGGAGAGCGAGCGUAGUGGACUUGAUUUGCUUCUUUCUGCGUCUUCAAAUUCAUCCACGUCAACUUCGCAUCCAUCGACAGAUCUGGAUAUCCUCGAAACUGCCAUACAAUCCGCAUCUGACAUGAUUGACCGUGUUCUCACAUACGUUCGCUCUGUUCUCGCAGGCGAGACCAAAGGCGACCCGGCCGUUGGUCGGUAUCUCAUAGAUACACUUGGCGCAAGCUCAGAGGACCUCGAAAAGGGCGGCUUCCACGCCAGCCUUCAGGAUGCACUCAUGGUUUCAUACCUUGCCAACCUUGUUCGAUCACAAGCAGAAGUUUCAGCACGACUUGCACUCACUACUGCACCGUAGAGGUAAUAGAGGCGCCUGUUGUACACUAUAUACUACUUCAUUGAUGCUUUCCUUGAGUCCCCCGAAAUUCGCUGAUGUCCGUGUCAGCUGUUGAAUAUGCGCGAAUGUUGCAAGUCGUGACGGCUGGCCAGGAUUUCUCCAAGUGGCCAAGUCAUCGCGGGCCCACCCUCUGUCAUAACGUCUUCAUCGAACAAGGGGACUUGAUCUGACCCGGCUGA
This is a messenger RNA of Somion occarium, 1175 nucleotides long. Lineage: Eukaryota; Fungi; Basidiomycota; Agaricomycetes; Polyporales; Cerrenaceae. The record is from the annotation of a GenBank genome assembly.